Messenger RNA from Brassica rapa (field mustard), 2251 nucleotides. RefSeq names its product F-box/kelch-repeat protein At1g22040. The record is from RefSeq and is a predicted model, not a curated record. Gene Ontology annotation, molecular function: protein binding. Lineage: Eukaryota; Viridiplantae; Streptophyta; Magnoliopsida; Brassicales; Brassicaceae.
UUGUUAUUUCAAUUUCAUUCACCACAAAAGAAUUUUUUAUUUCACUGAUUAAUAAUCAACAAAACUAAUGUUAAUUUUUGUUGACUAUGAAAGAAGAAGUUUAGUUGACUUUCUAGAAGAAGGCAAGAAGCAGACCGGAUUACCUAAAAAUCCGAUCAACUUACACAUCAUCUCAUCAAUCCAACGGCCACCAUUAAAUGUCACACAGUCCCCAGAACAAAUUAAAUUAAAUUAAAAAAAAACCGUGCGUCGAAUGAUUCAACUACCCAAAAAUAAAAAAUAAAAAUAAAAAAACACAAUCUGCAAUCCAAAAAAGACAAUUCCGAAAACAUGCGUGUGGUUCGGAUAGAUCUCAAGAUUCUUCUAUCUUAACUCCUCGAUCUCUCUCUCUCGUCUUCGGUAAGAGAUUCUCAUCUCCCAGCUUUGUUCCUUACUCUCUGAAGUUUAGAUUCCAACGAUGAUCCUUGAUCGAUUGAAUUCAUUUUGUCUCCUUGAUCCUCUCUGAUUCCUCCUCACUAAGUAUGUAAUUUGAGUUGUGUUCUUUGAUUGUAAAGUUUGUUACUUUUAAUCGUGAAAAGUCAUGUUUUUGCUCGGCAGAGACUGUUGAUCUGAAGCUAAGCUCUGAUGGGUUCUGUAAUGAGCUUAAGCUGUUCCAAGAGGAAAGCAACGAGCCAAGACGAGGAACCCUCAAACUCAUCUCGCAAAAGACGAAAGUUAUCCUCUUCAAACCAUGAAGAAGACUACAACUGCAGAUUGAUUCCUAACCUCCCUGAUGAGCUAUCUAUACAGAUUCUCGCUAGGCUCCCAAGAAUCUCCUACUCGAGCGUUCGGCUUGUCUCACGGAAGUGGAGAACAGCUGUAUCCACCUCCGAGGUCUAUGCUUUGAGGAAAGAGCUUGGUAUAACCGAGGAGUGGCUCUACGUGCUUACCAAAGGCCAAGAUGAUAAGCUUCUAUGGUACUCUUUGGAUCCUGUCUCCACUAGAUGGCAGAGACUGCCUCCAAUGCCUGUUAUCGUCUACGAAGAGGAGUCUAGAAGAAGCUCAUGGAAUCUCAAAGUCGGUGAGAUUGUGAGGAGCUUGCUCGGUAGAAGAGAUGCUUCCGAGCAGAUGCCGUUCUGUGGAUGCGCUAUUGGUUCUGUCGACGGGUGUCUCUACGUUCUAGGAGGUCUGUCCAAGUCUAAAACCGUGAGCUGUGUGUGGAGAUUCGAUCCUAUUGUUAACUCGUGGAGCGAAGUGAGCUCUAUGCUGGCCAACCGUGCUUACUCCAAAACAGGAGUGUUGGACAAGAAGCUCUACGUUGUUGGAGGCGUUGACCGUGGACGUGGAGGCUUAUCUCCUCUUCAGACAGCUGAGGUUUACGACCCAACCACCGACGUUUGGUCUGAAGUCCCUAGCAUGCCUUUCACUAAGGCCCAAGUGUUGCCUAACGCGUUCUUGGCUGACCUUCUGAAGCCCAUCGCCACGGGGAUGACUUGUUACAACGGUAGGUUAUGCGUGCCUCAGAGUCUUUACUCGUGGCCUUUCUUUGUGGACGUUGGUGGUGAGGUUUAUGAUCCUGAGACUGAGCUCUGGGGGGAGAUGCCGUCUGGGAUGGGUGAAGGCUGGCCCGCGAGGCAGGCGGGGACGAAGCUGAGCGUUGUGGUGGAUGGGGAGCUGUAUGCUUUUGAUCCUUCUAGCUCGAUGGAGAACGGGAAGAUUAAGGUAUAUGAUCAGAAGGAAGAUGCUUGGAAAGUUGUUAUAGGGGAAGUGCCUGUUUAUGACAUGACGGAUUCGGAGUCUCCUUAUUUGCUUGCUGGGUUUCAUGGGAAGCUUCAUUUUAUUACUAGAGAUCAUAACCGUAACGUUACGGUGUUGAGAGCUGAUGUGCCUGACGUAUCAGGCUCUAGCUCUAGCUCUAGCUUCAAGUGUGUUGUGGGUUCAGGUUCUUUGAAGGAGAAGGGUGAUGCAGUUAACAAGUCAGAUACUGUUAUUUGGAAGGUUAUUGCAAGUAAGGACUUGGGUGCUGCUGAGCUUGUUAGCUGCCAAGUUAUAGAUAUUUGAAAAGCAACAUUGACACUGAGAAAAUCUUGUGUGUACAGCCAAAGUGUGAAGGUUUAUGAUAUGUUAUUCGCAAAGAUAUUUUUUUAUAAGUAUAAUUCUUCAAUUAUGAUAUACAGAUUCUGUAUACUUCUAGCUUUGGCUGUGGCAUGUAAGCUUGAGCAAUAAAAAGUUGUGUAACAAUAUAUAGAUAUGGUCACUGUUUUCUUGAUUU